CAAAAAAUAUUUUAUUUCUCGUCUCUCUUAUAAGGAAUUCUUCAAAAUUUCAAUUCUCCUCGUCUCUCUUUCAAGAACCAGAUCGUUUCAUUGUCAUUAUUAGCUGAUAAACCAUGGGGGGUGGAAAAGAUAAACAUGAUGAAUCUGACAAAGGUUUAUUCUCGCAUCUGGCUCAUGGCGUUGCUCAUGGAGCUGGAUAUCCUCCUCCUGGGGGAUAUCCUCCGCCUGGAGGCUAUCCACCACCUGGAGGGUAUCCCCCACCUGGAGGGUAUCCUCCAUCUCAUGGCUAUCCACCCCAAGGAUAUCCCCCCGCCCAAGGUUACCCCCCAGCUGGCUAUCCUCCUGGUGCAUAUCCUGGACCCUCUGCUCCACACCAUUCAGGUCACGGUGUAGCAGGAAUGCUGGCUGGUGGUGCUGCCGCUGCAGCAGCUGCAUAUGGAGCUCACCAUGUCGCCCAUGGUGCUGGUCAUUACCCCCACGGCGUUGCUCAAUAUGGUCAUGGUCAUGGUCAUGGUCAUGGUGGAAAAUUCAAGCACCAUGGAAAGUUCAAGCAGGGGAAGUUUGGGAAGCACAAACAUGGGAAGCAUGGUGGUGGCAAAUUCAAGAAGUGGAAGUGAUUUUUCUGCCAUCACAUUUCACCACCGACCCUUCUUCUUCAAUGGCUUUCAAGAAUGGCCUCGGUACAGAUGGUAGGGUACCAUCUUCUUCUCUAAUCUCUGUUAUGUCUAGAGAACUUUGGAUGUUGUUAUUUUACUCUUGUUAUCUUAACUGCUGUUUAAUGCCUUCUCUUCUCUGCUUCUGGACAUCAAUAAUCUGGAUAUUUUCUCGUUUUCUUGU
Molecule: messenger RNA, 837 nt
Organism: Cucurbita maxima (winter squash)
Lineage: Eukaryota; Viridiplantae; Streptophyta; Magnoliopsida; Cucurbitales; Cucurbitaceae
Product: glycine-rich protein A3-like
Exons: 3
Coding region: 114-617 (167 amino acids)
Source: RefSeq, a predicted model, not a curated record